CGGGCUUAAAAAUGUUAAAUGAUAAAUGUCAGUUGACAAAAUUUGCUGACUAUUUUGUGAUUUGUGGACUCGAUCUGGAAAAUGGACUGGAAGCUGAUCUUUAUGCAGACGGUGUGACUAAUCUCAAUAUACCGCCACUUGAUCGAUCUUAUAAAAGUAAAACCCUCGCUCACUAUCCCGUUCAUGUGUCGGGAAAUCCAUUUGACUCAUAUGGAAUUUGUAUGCUCUCAUUGCCACAAGGCUUAAAAUUCCGUACACAGAAACAUGAAAUAACACCGCGAUUCCAUUCCUUCGCAAGCACGAGAGACGAUGGAAAGCGUUGUUAUGGAUUUUCUCUUGUUUUCUACGAAGAGACGAAGAAUGAAAACAUUUGUACGGCCAUGCAAACUCUUCAAUCAAUGUACAUCACUGACAAUGUACCUUCAAAGACGAGGGAACAGAGUCUCUUAUCCGAGUGUUAG
This is a messenger RNA of Clunio marinus, 461 nucleotides long. NCBI's taxonomy places the organism in Eukaryota, Metazoa, Arthropoda, Insecta, Diptera, Chironomidae. The record is from the annotation of a GenBank genome assembly.